Molecule: messenger RNA, 406 nt
Organism: Castor canadensis (American beaver)
Lineage: Eukaryota; Metazoa; Chordata; Mammalia; Rodentia; Castoridae
Product: C-C motif chemokine 14-like
Biological process (GO): positive regulation of GTPase activity; chemokine-mediated signaling pathway; cell chemotaxis
Cellular component (GO): extracellular region
Molecular function (GO): chemokine activity; CCR chemokine receptor binding
Source: RefSeq, a predicted model, not a curated record
AUGAAGGUCCCCAUGGCCACCAUCUCCUUCCUCCUCCUCCUCAUCACCAUCAACACUACCCUAGGGGCCAAGGCUGAAGCCUCCUCACGAGGGCCUUACCACCCCUCGGAGUGCUGCUUCACCUACAUCACACACGCCAUCCCACAUCACCGGAUUAGCAGUUUUUAUGAGACCAGUGGCGAGUGCCCCAAGCCUGGAGUUGUCUUUAUCACCAAAAAGGGCCACUCCAUCUGUGCCAGCCCCCAAGAUGAGUGGGUCCAAGACUACAUCAAAGAUCUUGAGGAGAACUAGUGAUCCACAUGCACCAGAGAAAGUUGUAGCUCAGCAUCCUGAAGGGAAGAGGCCUAACGUCCAAGGCCUCAAGUUCCAGCCACCAUCUGAGAACUGUCCUGCAUUGAAUUAAAAU